Molecule: messenger RNA, 1867 nt
Organism: Eublepharis macularius
Lineage: Eukaryota; Metazoa; Chordata; Lepidosauria; Squamata; Eublepharidae
Gene: FASTK
Product: Fas activated serine/threonine kinase
Exons: 8
Coding region: 7-1602 (531 amino acids)
Biological process (GO): mitochondrial RNA processing; regulation of mitochondrial mRNA stability
Cellular component (GO): mitochondrial matrix; ribonucleoprotein granule
Molecular function (GO): RNA binding
Source: RefSeq, a predicted model, not a curated record
CCGGCCAUGCUGCGGCCCCGCAGGCCUGCGGAGCUCCUCCGCCGUCGCCUCCCGCUCGCCCUCCCGGCCGCCGCCGCCGGGUUGCACCGGCCGCCGCAGGCCGCCCUGCAGGGGCUGCUGGAGCGCUGGCGGGCGCGGCAUCCUCCCGCGCCCGGCCCCGCCGCGGGCUCUGCCGGCGCCCCGCGCCCCGGGCCGGCGGGUGCAGAGGCGGCCUCGCGAGCCCGGCCCCCCGGCGACGCCGCCCUGCGGGCCCUCUUCGGCUCGCCCGCCUUCUGCCAGAGGCGCCCCGCCCGCCGCCCGGCCGACUGGCUGCCCGGGCGGGUGGACGGCCUGAGCCCCGCCACCGUGGCCCUGAUCGCCAAGUACCUGGCCCGGCACCGCCUGCGGGAGCCGCGCUUGCUGGACAGCCUCGCCGACUUCCUGCUCGCCCGCGUCCAGCAGCUGGACCCCAAGGUGAUCCAGAAGAUGGUCUUCCCCUUCAGCCGCACAAACUAUCGGCCCUCCAACCACCCUGAGCUUUUCUCCCAGCUGGAGUCUGUGCUGGUGCAGAAGGCGGCUGCUUCUCCCCUGGCCACAGUCAACAUCCUCAUGUCCCUCUUCCAGUUGCAACAUUUCCCCUUGGCUGCCCUGCACAAAGUCUUUUCUCCAGUCUUCCUUGGCAAUGUCACCAGUAGCCCCUGUGGGUUGAUUGUACGCCGCUACCUCUCCUUUCUGGACGCAGCUGUUGCCCUGGAAGUCCAACAGUAUGAUGGCCCCCGCCUCGACCCCCAGUACCGUGUGUGCAUGUUUGAUGGCGCUCUCACUGCAGAUGAAGCCAACCACAAGUACAGUUACAAAGGACUUGUGGCAGAGGCUCUCCGGCAGCUUGUAGGUGAAGACGGUUUUCGGCAGAAUGAAGUGCUGCCCCCAGGGUAUUGUGCAGAUUUCCUGCUCUGGAUCUCCCAUUCAGGCUCAGUCCUCCCACUGCGCCAGGUCUCACAACCUUCCCAGGCUGUAAGCCCCCCGGAAACUCCGUAUUUCCAGACUCUCUCCUUGGCUACGCUGCAGGCAUCACUCUCCAGGCAGCAGCGGCUGAGCAGCAGCAUUCUUGUGCCAGAGGAGACCCCGCAGCUGCCGACACCUCAGGGCUGUGGCUGUUGUCCGGGGGAGGAGCCUUCCACAACCACAGCCCUGCCAAGCAGCCCUUUCACGAUGGGCAGCUCUCCAACUGGCUCGCUCUGCAGCACAGCUGAAGCUGCCCCCCACUUCAGUCCCCCCACCCAAGGCAUUGGACCUCAGCAGCACCUGCCAAAGGAGGGGCAUCUCCUCCCAGCAGCCCCAGUGGGCUCCCCAUGCCUGCCCAGCUCUGCAGGAGCAGUGCCAGAUGGAACACAGAAGGCCCAGGGAAUCCACAGAGUGGUGCUGUCCGUCAAUGAUGAAUGGCAUUACUGCCAGAGUUCAUCUGUCCUGGUGGGCUCUCGAGCGAUGCGCAAUCGGCAUCUCCACCUGCUGGGCUACCACCUGGUGCAGCUGCCCUACAAGGACCUGGAGAAAGUGAUCGGCUUGGGAGGGGCCAAGCAGUACCUCUGCCAGAAGCUGAGACGACUGCAGGUGAACGCGUGAGCCUGGGGAGGGGGCGGCUGCUCCUGCUGCUGCAGAAAGGGCUGUGCCCAGGGCCCCUCAGCAGAUGUGGGGCAGUGCCUCGGUUGGAGGGGCAACUGGCCAGUAGAAAGCUCAACGGCAGCAGUGGUGGAGGAAACAGCAGAGUAUACACGGUAGACGCCCUGCUCCAGACACAGAAAGAAAGACUGGCCUAUCGUGAGGCGGCUGGAACAAGUGGAAGAUGGGAGAGAAACGAGGUUGCAAUAAAAUGGAAAGUGGAACCGUU